UUUCCCAUAAACAGAGAUCAGCAACACCAGACACUUCUUCAGUUACCACCAACACAUAAUGAUUCCUCCUCCUCCUUCUUCGGCUUCUUCUCCACCAUCCGGUAAAUUCACGUACGAUGUGUUCCUCAGUUUCAGAGGUACAGAUACCCGCACAAACUUCACGGACCACCUUUUUACUGCUCUCUUGCAGAAAGGGAUACACACGUUUCGAGAUGAUGAGGAACUUGUGAGGGGGGAGUCGAUUGCUCCCAAUCUCUUGAAAGCAAUCGAAGAAUCAAGAUAUGUGAUUGUUGUUUUCUCACCAAACUACGCCGAUUCUGCAUGGUGUUUGGAUGAGAUUGCCAAGGUCGCGGAUUGCAUGAAAGAAACGGGACAAAAAGUCCUUCCAGUGUUCUACCUUGUUGAUCCAUCUGAGGUACGGAGACAAACAGGCGAUCACUUUGGGAAAGCAUUUGAGAAGCAUCAAGACCGGUAUAAAGCGGAACCAGACAAAGUACAGAGGUGGAAAGAUGCUCUAUUUCUAGUAGGCAAUCUCUCUGGAUGGCACCUGCAAGAUGGGUCUGAAUCUAAAGUAAUUCAAGAAAUUGUAGAAAAGGUUUUCACUGAGUUGAAUAAAAUAAUCUCCACAUCUGAGGGCUUAGUUGGGAUGGAUACACACCUGAAUGAACUGUUCCCCUACUUAAACAUUGGGGGUCUCCAUGUUCGCAUCAUAGGAAUUUGUGGAAUGGGUGGUAUCGGGAAAACUACUAUUGCACAAGUGGUUUUUGGAAGGCUAAGAGCUCAGUUUGAAGGUGAUAGCUUUCUUGAGAAUGUUAAACAUGAAACUGAAAAGCAGGGUAGUACAAUUCAUCUACAAGAGAAACUUCUCUUGAACUUGCUGAAUACUAAUGUCAAUGUACAAAACACUAAAAUGGGAAAAGACAUUAUUAAGCAUAGACUAUCUACUAAAAGGGUGCUUGUUGUUCUUGAUGAUGUGGAUCAAGAUAUACAAUUGGAAACAUUGUGUCACCGUACUUGGUUUGGUCCGGGGAGUAGAAUCAUAAUAACAUCCAGAGAUGAACACUUGAUCAGUGCAUUUGGAGCAGAUAAAGUAUACAUGGUGAAUGCAUUAACUGAUACUGAAGCUUUUGAUCUCUUUUGUUUGAAAGCCUUCAAUGAAGACGAGAUUGGAGAAGAUUUUCUCAAGUUAUCCUAUGAAUUUUUGAAAUAUGCUAACGGCCUUCCAUUAGCUAUUAAAGCUUUGGGAUCAUCUGUUUGUGGCAGAAGUUUAAAGUUAUGGUCAAGUGCAUUGAAGAGACUUGAAAAAAAUCCUCCAAAAGGAAUUAUUGAUGUUCUUAGAGUUAGUUUUGAUGGAUUAGAAGAAACAGAAAAGAAAACUUUUUUAGACAUCGCGUGUUUCUUUAAAGGAGUGAACAAGGAUCGUGUAAUAAGAAUACUAAAUGGUUGUGACGAUGACGGUGUGGAGAUGGAUGUACAAGUUCUUAUCGACAGAUCUUUGGUAACUCUAUUUGGAACAAAAUUGUGGAUGCAUGAUUUGAUACAAGAAAUGGGUCGGGAAGUUGUUCUUCAAGAAUGCCGUGAAGAGCCUGGAAAACGUAGCAGGUUGUGGCUUCCCAAAGAAAUCAUCCAUGUACUUGGUCGGGGUAAGGCGACCAGUGCAAUUGAAAGCAUAUACCUGGUAUGUCCAACAGGAGACGAUGUUGUUCAUUCAAUUGAUACUGCCUUCUCAAAAAUGGACAGAUUGAGAUUGCUCAGGAUUAAUAAUGUGAAGUUUUCUGGAAUCAUCAAAUAUCUUUCUAAUGAGUUACAGUAUCUAGAAUGGCAUGAGUGUCCUUAGGAUUCUUUCCCGUCAGACUUUCAACCGGAGGAACUUGUUGAAGUUCACUUGCUUUUUAGCCACAUCAAACAACUAUGGAGGGGGAAAAAAGGGUGGAGCAUGCUGCGGCAUUUAGAUCUGAGUGGUUCACCAUACUUGAUAUCGAUGCCAGACUUCACUGAAGUUCCUGAUCUAGAAGUGUUGGCGCUUCAGCGUUGUACAAGUUUGGUGGAGGUUCACCCAUCUCUUGGAUUUCUGAAGAAACUUAGAUGUUUGUAUAUGGAAAGUUGCACGUCUAUUGAGAGCCUUCCACCCUUCACUACCUUGGAAUCCCUUCAAAUAUUGAGGCUUUCAGGCUGUUCAGGACUGAUGAAGUUUCCAGAAAUUGAAGGAAAUAUGAAAAGCUUGCUGGAGCUUCAUGUGGCUGAGACCAGCAUUGAGGAAUUGCCUCCAUCAAUUGAACACUUCACUGGUCUUACCAUGUUGAAUCUAACACACUGUAAAAAUCUUUUGCGUCUUCCGAAUAACAUUGGGUGCUUGACAUCUUUG
Molecule: messenger RNA, 2365 nt
Organism: Fragaria vesca subsp. vesca
Lineage: Eukaryota; Viridiplantae; Streptophyta; Magnoliopsida; Rosales; Rosaceae
Product: TMV resistance protein N-like
Exons: 4
Coding region: 59-1837 (592 amino acids)
Biological process (GO): defense response; signal transduction
Molecular function (GO): ADP binding
Source: RefSeq, a predicted model, not a curated record